UCAAUUUUAGCAAAAAUGAAGCAGUGCCUCAAAAUUGUGUCCAGCCGUGUUAUUUUAGUUCCUUAUGAGGAAAGGCAUGUCCCAAAGUACCAUGAGUGGAUGAAGAAUCCAGAACUUCAGGAAGCAACAAGCAGUUCCCCUCUUUCUCUGGACGAAGAGUAUCAAAUGCAAAAGUCCUGGAGGGAUGAUUCAGACAAGUAUACCUUCAUUGUUCUGGACAAAGAAAUAUUCCGGGAGUGUGAAGAUGAAGUCCAAUCAAUGGUUGGAGAUGUUAAUCUAUUUCUCCUACCAGAUGUUGAGGACACAUGCAUAAAGACAGGCGAAGUAACAAUUAUGAUUGCCGAAGAGACAGCUCGUCGGAAAGGCUUAGGCCGGGAGACGUUGCUCUUAAUGAUGAACUACAGUAUCCAGAAUCUCAAAAUUCAACGAUUUGUCGCCCUGAUUGGGGAGAAGAAUGAUGCAAGUGUGAAAUUAUUUGAAAAACUACAUUUUCGCUUUAUAGAGAAAACGUACUUUGGGGAGAAAAAGUACGAGAGAGUUGUUGAUGAAAGUGAAUGGGAGCAGUUUGCAGCAUCCAGUAGACUAGUUUAUGAAGAAAGUUUCUAUGAAAGGCAGGCAGGUGAUGAUAAAAGGUAGUCCGAGUUUGUAUUUCAAUGGGCUUGUAAAUGAAGAAACGAAAGUGAAUUGAUUUUGCCGGUUUUUGGAUUUUUAAUGCAACGUCGUCAUACAUGCGCUUUAAUUACAGAGGUAUUCAUAAUAGUAGUUGCAAAAAGAAUUCAAAAUAAAUUAGCAAAAAUUAAAGUCGGGGAAGUCAUCUGAAUUGAUGGAACCCGUAAUAAAAAAAAAAAUAAAGUCUUUAAAAAAAAUGGAGAACUUGUAAAGAUCAAAGUUUGAAUAAAAAUAAUGUAAAGGAUAACAUGAUAGGCAUGGAUGUUGUGCUUCCUUCUCGCUACCUAUAGAGCCUACGCCUAAUUACAGUACACUAGAGGUGGCCGAGAGGGUUUAAGCACGACUCUUGGUCAUACCUCCCCGGAGUAGAGGGUUCGAAUCCCCCUGCGGUUUUUUCGCCGUUCAUGGCCCGUGCUUCCUAUCCUCUCUUUCCUUUCCAUUCCACAGUUCAUCCUUUCCUGCUCUAACGCACGUUUGUGUCGCUUCGAGGCGGAGCCUAAACUGCAGCGCACCUAUCUGGCAGAAGAUGAAACUACGCUCACCGAGUGCCCAGAACUGUCUCCCGGUGACUGAAGACGAUCGACUGCCGGCGGCCUGCGCCUAAAGUUACGGAAGCUAACUUGGACCGACCGACCUCUGCCGCCGACAGGAUACUAAUAUCCCCCCGCAGCCAACACAGUCUCUACUAGACUCCGGCGCGGUGUACCGUUCCAGGAAGAUCUGCGCGCCGAUUACAAAUAAUAUCGCAAAUUGAAUUCGUAGAGAAAAGUUGUAUAAAAAAGUGUGUAGUUCUGAAUGGAAUGUGAAUAAACAAUUAUUAUUAUUAUAUAUUAUUAUUA
This is a messenger RNA of Lutzomyia longipalpis, 1508 nucleotides long. RefSeq names its product alpha/beta-tubulin-N-acetyltransferase 9. NCBI's taxonomy places the organism in Eukaryota, Metazoa, Arthropoda, Insecta, Diptera, Psychodidae. Gene Ontology annotation, molecular function: N-acetyltransferase activity. The transcript is spliced from 3 exons. The coding region runs from base 16 to 636 and encodes 206 amino acids. Gene Ontology annotation, biological process: protein acetylation. The record is from RefSeq and is a predicted model, not a curated record.